Anopheles arabiensis is the source of this 1880-nucleotide messenger RNA. It is a transcript of the gene Ppat-Dpck, whose product is annotated as bifunctional coenzyme A synthase. Gene Ontology annotation, molecular function: ATP binding; dephospho-CoA kinase activity. NCBI's taxonomy places the organism in Eukaryota, Metazoa, Arthropoda, Insecta, Diptera, Culicidae. Gene Ontology annotation, biological process: coenzyme A biosynthetic process. The transcript has 2 exons. The record is from RefSeq and is a predicted model, not a curated record. The coding region runs from base 156 to 1721 and encodes 521 amino acids.
GUACUCCGCGUGUUGUUGUUUUCUCUGCUCCCUGUCACAACAAUGUACCAAAUCAGCUAAUUUCGUGUCUGUUUGCCAAAAAUCCUCUUAUCGCAUCGAGGAUUAAUGAAAGAAAAGUCCCCCGGAACGGAUAGCACACCAGUGACGUCGGUAAAAUGCCCUCCCGAACCGGUAUCCUUACGGCGGUCCAUCUGGCCAACAUAGCGAAAACGCUUUCCGCUACCCGGCCCUAUGCCCUCAGCACGCUCUACCUGCAGUUCCAUCCGCAGGUGGCCGCGAACGUAAGUUGUCCCCGGGCGCUCGGUCGCUUUGUGGCAAGUGUGUACCAAUCGUCCGUAACGUGGCUCGGGUCCGAGGUGGACCUACGCAUUGUGACCGGAUCGCUGCGACCGAACGGGGCCAGCUUCGAGUCGUUUGCUAACCGUGCACGGCCCACGACGGCCGAUUAUCUCUUUUACGAUUACGCACUGAGUUCGUCCGGGGCCGGCGGUGAACGAUGUCUUGCCGAACGGUAUCCGGGUGUGAAGGUGGUGGAGCUGGAUACACUCCCCGUGGAUCGGGUCAGUCUCCCACCGGACCUGGACAAACAGCUGCAAACGUACCGCAAUGUGGUACUCGGUGGUACGUUCGAUCGGAUUCACGCCGGUCAUAAGGUGCUGCUUACGCAGGCGGUUUUGCUUGCGACGGAACGGGUGGUCGUUGGCGUUACGGACGGUGGAAUGAUUAAGAGUAAAAAGCUGCACGAACUCAUACUGCCAGCCGCCCACCGGAUAGAGCAUGUGAAGGAGUUCCUGGAGGAUGUCGAUCCGUUUCUGCGGUACGAAGUGGUGCCCAUACUCGAUCCCUUCGGUCCAACGGCCACCGAUCCAGACAUGGAUCUUAUCGUUGUCAGCACUGAGACGGCUCGCGGCGGCGCCAAAGUGAACGAGCUGCGCGCCCAGAACGGACUGAAUCAGCUCGAAGUGCACACCAUCGAGCUGCUGGACGACGAGAGCACCGUCGAGGAUAAGGAGGACAAAAUCAGCUCCAGCAACCAGCGGAUGGAUCUGCUCGGGACGCGACUACGGCCACGGCGACCCGCCCCGGCCCACAUUCCCCCGAAACCGUACAUUAUCGGCAUGAUCGGAGGCAUUGCGGCCGGUAAGAGCAAAAUGCUCGAACGGUUCCGUGAGCUUGGCGCCGGUGUGGUGGACUGCGAUAAGAUCGGCCACCAGCUGUACGAACCGGGCGAGGAGUGUUACGAGCAGGUGGUGGCCACCUUCGGUCGGGAAAUUCUUGCCCCGGACGGGAAGAUCAAUCGCCGAGCGCUCGGUGCCAUCGUGUUCGCCGACCGGGCCAAGCUGGACCGGCUGAACGAGAUUAUGUGGAAAGCGAUCGCGAAGCGCGCGAACGAGGAAAUUCGCACGCUGCACGAGCAGCACGGCAAGCAGGUGGUGGUGAUGGAGGCCGCAGUAAUGCUGCAAGCCGGAUGGCACAAAAACUGCCACGAGGUGUGGUCGUGCAUCGUGCCACGAGAGGAAGCGAUCCGGCGGUUGAUGGAGCGCAAUCAGUUCGAAGAGCGCGAGGCGGUACGGCGUGUCGAUGCGCAACCAUCGUCCAACGAGGAGAUGGUGCAGCAUUCGGACAUCGUCUUCUGCACGCUGUGGAGCUACGAGUACUCGCAGCAGCAGGCCGAGAGGGCCUGGUCCAUUCUGCAGCAGGAAAUGAAACUGAAGCUUUAAAAGCACUCUCAAGCACAAACUGAUCGAUUGAACGUACCAAGCUUGUGUUAACACGUUUGCUUUAUAGUAUAUACAGUGCAGGAUUCGAAAUUCUUUGUAAAUGGGUUUUAUGGGAUAAGAAUGCGUUAAUAAACUAAAUUCCAGUGAGUACAGCUACAA